Messenger RNA from Ruditapes philippinarum (Manila clam), 1287 nucleotides. Its product is annotated as twisted gastrulation protein homolog 1-A-like. Gene Ontology annotation, biological process: regulation of BMP signaling pathway. The transcript is spliced from 4 exons. The record is from RefSeq and is a predicted model, not a curated record. The coding region runs from base 188 to 907 and encodes 239 amino acids. Lineage: Eukaryota; Metazoa; Mollusca; Bivalvia; Venerida; Veneridae.
UUCAGGUAACCUACACACGGGAGUAAUCGUUCUUAAUAGAUUAAACAGGUAGCGCUGUGUUCAGGUGUAUGAACUAAAUCAACUUCGUACAAAACAAAGACUGUUUAUAUACACAGAGAGGUCGUCUGUGCUAACAUGAAUGUGAUUUUAUCGUGAAGCAAGGACAGCAAGGUUCUGGAGACACAAUAUGAAGUUAAUGAUACUAAUUGGCCUUCUGGGCGUACUCAGCCUGGCCUAUAUAGUACAAAGUUGUAACCAGUCGGUGUGUGCCAGUCUAGUUAGCAAGUGUCAACUUAUCAAAAGUUGCGACUGUGAUAUGUCAGAUAAGAAAAACUGUUCAUGCUGUAGUAACUGUCAACUUUGUCUUGCCCAGCUCUACUCAGAGUGCUGCUCCUGUGUUGAUAUGUGCCCCCAUCCUGAUCCAGAGGAUAGUAUAUUUAAAACAAGUGCUAUAGAAGUGAUGUCAGACCCUAUUCCCGAGUUGUUCAAUGUUCUUACAGAAGAGGAAGAUUAUCUCAAAAGAUGGACAACGCAUAAAUAUCCAGUCUAUUUUGAAGCACUUUAUUCUAAAAAAUUGAAUUUAAAAGAUAUUGAACAUGAUCUCUCAGAUGGGCUGUCUCACAGUAAAACUAACUGUACUGUCGCAUUUAUGUCUAAGUGUAUGUCAAUGAACAAAUGUAAACAGUCGUGUAAAUCCAUGGGGGCGGCCAAAUACCGCUGGUUUCAGAACGCUGGGUGUUGUCAGUGUAUCGGGGACACCUGUAUAGACUACGGUCUGAAUGAACCAAUGUGUUUAUUAUGUAAGGACGACACAGAAGAUGAAGAAGAAGCUUCUAAAAAGGUUCCUGAAAUGGAAAUAAAUUUAGAGGAUAAAAAAAUCGAACAAGACGUCAAAGAUGGGGUAUAGCAGUUGAUAAGAAGUAGUUGAAAUACUGAUACUGACAGUAUAAAAAGUGAUAUAAGUGUUGUGAAUUCAGUGAUAAUGUACAUGUAUAAUGCAAGUUGUUAGAUAAGAUACAUGUAGGAGUUAAUGUAAAGAAACAAGAAAAACCAUUGAACACACAGGAAUGGUCUUAAACUGAAUAUGGUUAAACUUGUUACAGAAAGGUUAAGUGUGUAUAUAUCUUUAAAAUUACUUGUUUAAAGAAAGGAACAUAAUUUUAAUGACUGAACCAGGAGUGGUUUUAUAUUAGAUAAAGAAAUGUUUACACACCAAUUUACUUUAUUUACACAAAUUACCCCCCAGCUACCAACCCAGAAAAUUCAUUUUCCUCAUGAAUUAUUGUU